Molecule: messenger RNA, 2901 nt
Organism: Coffea arabica (coffee)
Lineage: Eukaryota; Viridiplantae; Streptophyta; Magnoliopsida; Gentianales; Rubiaceae
Source: RefSeq, a predicted model, not a curated record
AUGGCCGAUCUUCUGGAGCGAAUGUCAAAUCAACAGGGCCAGGGGAGCAGUACUGCGAACCUUGGACAUAAUCCGGAGCUGGUGCUGACGGAGCAAAAGCGAAUUCGCCGUUUUACCCAAGGCUUGAAUGUGGAGAUCCAGGAGGCACUAGCAGCUGCACAGUUGGACACGUUUAGCCAGGCACUAGAAAAAGCACAGCGGAUUGAAACUGCGAGGGGACAGGUUAAAGCCUUCCAUGACCGGAAAAGGAGGCAACCCAGCUCGAAUGAUUCCAUGGUUGGACAGAGUUCGCGAAACGAGCCACCUACUAAGACAAGCAAAGGCACAGAUGGUCCACGACCUGCAAGAACCCUGAAUAGCUUUGGACGAGUAUGUUGUGCAUCAAAUGACACCAUAACUCCAUCCCAACCACUCAAAGUGGGACAAACUCUAAUCUCUGCUAGGCAAAUCUUUGAAUUAGGCUUCUUCCGUCCUGGUAAUGCAAGUGAAUUGUAUGUUGGAAUCUGGUACAAGUUUGAUCCUGGCCGUAGAAUUGUUUGGGUUGCAAACAGAGAAAAUGCACUCUCGGCGCGUGACCUGGCUUCAAGGCUGAUAAUCAGCAGCGACGGGAAUCUAAAGCUUCUAGAUGGGAAGCAAAAUACUAUCUGGUCAACUAAUGCUUCCGCCCAUUCUAAUAGCACAAUUGCAGUGCUUAGAGAUGACGGUGAUUUCAUCCUUGAAGAUAAUGUUUCAGGGGCAACUCUAUGGGAAAGCUUUUAUUACCCUUCUGAUACAGUUUUACCAAACAUGACUGGAAUGAAAAACGUCUCAAUGUCCUGGGAAAAUGAGAAUGAUCCAGCACCUGGGAACUUUUUUAAUACACUUUCAGAUGAAAAACCACCACAAGCUUUCACAUGUAAUGGCACCAAACCAUACUGGAGAGGAGGGCCAUGGAACGGAUGGCAGUUCAUUGGAAUUCCAGAUGCGACUAAAGGGUACGCAAAUGGAAUGAGUCUGAUACCAAAUAAUCAAACGGGAGCUGCAUAUAUGACUUUCAGCACUUUCAACGAGUCCUAUAUUUACAUUAUGGUAAUUUUACCAACAGGUAUGUUGGAACUACUGCAAUGGGAAGGUCAACAAAAUCAAUGGAACCGGCUUUGGGCAGCACCUCAACAUCCAUGCGAUGUAUAUGGAACUUGUGGACCCUUCACUGCUUGUAGCAUGAGUGGAUCUCCAAUUUGCGAGUGCCUGAAAGGGUUCUAUCCGCAAUCUAAUGAGGAAUGGAGUAAGGGAAAUUGGACAAGUGGAUGUUUGCGGCGUACAGAGUUGAUGUGCACUACGAACAGUAGCAACUUAACAUAUAAAGCAUCGAAACCGGAUGGCUUCUGGAAGCUCAGUCAGAUGAAAUUACCAGAUCAUUAUCUGUAUUUGUAUGAUAAGACUGACCAAGGGGGGUGUAGCCAAUGGUGCCUGAGUAACUGCUCUUGUCUGGCUUAUGCAUAUCCAGAUGGUAUAGGGUGUAUGGUUUGGGUGACACAUCUUGUUGACAUUCAGCAAUUCUCAGACGGUGGGGAAGAUCUAUAUCUCCGCCUUGCUAAUUCAGAGCUAGGAGUAAAAAAGCGAUACACAGCAAUCAUCAUCAGCGUCCUAUCUAUAUCGGUUGGUUUACUUGUGGGCUUGUUGAUAUGUUGUAUUAAGAGAUGGAAAGCAAACAGAAGAGCACUUAGGCAUUCAGACACACAUAUACGUGAACAAAAAUCAGAGACAAGUAAAUGCCGCAUAAUGAAGGGCUUCAGGAUAAAGUGCAUGGUAAAGAGUCUCUUUGUGUCCGAGAGAAACGGCACUGUGAGAGAUAUUUCGCAAGAAGAUGUCCAGGAAGGUCCUGCAUCAGCAAAGGGGUCAUCCGAGCUUCCAAUUAUCAAUUUUAAUAGGGUAAAGAGAGCUACCAACAACUUCAGUGAAGCUGACAAGCUUGGUGAAGGAGGAUUCGGUGCAGUUUACAAGGGGAAAUUAGAAGAUGGACAGCUAAUAGCCGUGAAAAGGCUUUCAAGUCACUCAGGACAGGGCAUGGAGGAGUUCAAGAAUGAGGUUAUGUUGAUAUCUAAACUUCAGCACAGAAAUCUUGUAAGGCUGUUGGGUUGCUGCAUUCAAGGAGAAGAAAAGAUAGUCAUUCUUGAAUACAUGAAAAACAAAAGCUUGGACAAAUUCCUCUUUGACCGAACAAAAAGGUUGAAGCUAGAUUGGGCAAAACGGUUCAACAUACUUCAGGGCAUUGCCAGAGGGCUUCUAUAUCUCCAUCGAGAUUCUUGUUUGAGAAUCAUUCACAGAGAUUUGAAGGCCAGCAAUAUUCUCUUGGAUGAUGACAUGAACCCCAAAAUCUCAGACUUUGGGCUGGCACGAACUUUCCGAGUCACCCAAGAACUAGCUAACACUCUCAGAGUUGUGGGAACUUUCGGUUAUAUGUCUCCAGAAUAUGCCAUGGGAGGCCUCUUUUCAGAAAAAUCUGAUGUUUAUAGCUUCGGAGUUUUGCUGCUAGAGAUUAUCAGUAGCAAGAAGAACACUGGUUUUGGAUAUCAUGAAAAAUAUUUGAACCUUCUUGGCUAUGCGUGGCAAUUGUGGAACGAUUGUAAAGCUCCAGAAUUGCUGGAUCCAUCACUGGCGGAUUCUUGCACCCCAGCAGAAGUAAUAAGAUGCAUUCAAAUUGGACUUCUUUGUGUUCAAGACCAUGCUGCAGAUCGGCCUACAAUGUCAAAUGUGGUACUGAUGCUAAGCAGUUCUGAGAGUGAAAUGGAACUUCCUCAACCAAGACAACCAACAUUUACGUUUCAAAGCUUGCUAGAAUCUGAGCAUUUUCAAUCAGGGGUUUGCACGUUCAAUGUUUCCACAAAUGAAGUUAGUAUUUCAUUGGUUGAAGGUCGAUGA